This is a messenger RNA of Acaulospora colombiana, 339 nucleotides long. The record is from the annotation of a GenBank genome assembly. NCBI's taxonomy places the organism in Eukaryota, Fungi, Glomeromycota, Glomeromycetes, Diversisporales, Acaulosporaceae.
AUGAAGAAAAUUAAGCUGAAAGAAAUCAUGCGUAAUGUAGUAAAAAAAACAGAGGCCGAGGUCGAGGUCAAAUUUCAAAUCGAUAACGUACCAGAAAUGAUGGUUUCACUAAAAUUGAACCCCAAUAUUAGCUUAAAAGAUGUUAGGGGAGAACUCAAUAAAAAAAAUUUUAAUAUGGAAUACAACGUAUUUAUAAAAGAAAAGCACGAAAUUUUAGACGAGGAUAGAUGUUUGGGAGAUAGCAUGGAUGAGAAACGCAUAGUUCAUCUUAAAAGGAAACCGAACUGGAAAACACUUGCCUAUGAAUUGGGAUAUGGAUAUAACAUUUCAAAAUUGGGA